Trifolium pratense (red clover) is the source of this 1640-nucleotide messenger RNA. Its product is annotated as hydroquinone glucosyltransferase-like. NCBI's taxonomy places the organism in Eukaryota, Viridiplantae, Streptophyta, Magnoliopsida, Fabales, Fabaceae. The record is from RefSeq and is a predicted model, not a curated record. Gene Ontology annotation, molecular function: UDP-glycosyltransferase activity. Bases 147 to 1568 code for a protein of 473 amino acids. The transcript is spliced from 2 exons.
UAAAAACACCCAAAAAAAAAAACCAAUACAUCAUAAAUUUUCUUUUCACAACCCACCUAAAAAAAACCAUUUAUCUUAUCUCUUCUAUUUAUCAGAAAAACACUUCACCUGAGAAGCUGUAAACUUGACAACAAAUUUCCAGGUGAAUGGAGAAAUCAAUUCAUAUUGCAGUUGUUCCAGGUGUUGGUUAUAGCCACUUAUUUCCAAUUCUUCAAUUCUCCAAACUACUUGUUCACCAUCAUCCAUACAUUCAUAUCACAUGCUUCAUCCCCUCACAUGGUUCUCUCUCAUCUGAUUCAAAAACAAUCCUUCAAAAUCUUCCAUCAAACAUCAACUGUACUUUUCUUCCACCAGUGGAUUCCAAAGACUUACCACAAGGAGUUCCUUUAGAAAUUCAACUACAACUCACACUCACUCAUUCCUUACCAUCUAUACAUCAGGCCUUAAAAUCCUUAACUUUAAGGACACCCUUUGUAGCCUUGAUAGUUGAUUCUUUUGCAAUUGCAGCACUUGAUUUAGCUAAAGAUUUCAACAUGUUGUCCUAUGUUUACUUCCCUUCUGCAGCCACCACUUUGUCUACAUACUUCUAUAUGUUCAAACAUGAUAAAGAAACUUCAGGUGAGUACAGAGAUCUUCCUAAUCAACCUAUGCAAAUACCGGGUUGUGUACCGAUUCAUGGUAGAGAUCUUGUUGACCAAGCUCAAAAUAGAUCAAGUGAAUCUUACAAAUAUUUACUUCAACGUAUUAAAAGAUUUCGUCUUGUUGAUGGGAUUCUUAUUAAUAGUUUCUUAGAAAUUGAAAAAGGUUCUAUAGAAGCACUGGCUGAAGAAGGAAGUGGUAACCCUCUUGUGUAUGCUGUUGGACCUAUUAUCCAAAAGGGAACAGAAGCAUCUAAGGAUGAUGCUAAUAGUUUGGAGUGUUUGUCAUGGUUGGAUAAACAAAAACCUAGUUCAGUUUUGUAUGUGUCUUUUGGAAGUGGUGGUACACUUUCACAAGAACAAAUUGAUGAGCUUGCUUUAGGUUUGGAAUUGAGUAAUCAUAAGUUCUUAUGGGUUGCAAGAGCACCAAGUAGUUUAGCAAAUGCUGCGUAUCUAUCGGCGUCUGGUGUUGAUCCUUUGCAGUUUUUACCAUCUGGGUUCUUGGAGAGAACAAAGGAACAAGGGAUGGUUGUUCCAUCAUGGGCACCUCAGAUUCAAAUCCUAAGUCAUAGUUCAGUUGGUGGAUUCUUGACUCAUUGUGGCUGGAAUUCAACGCUUGAGAGUAUGGCACAUGGUGUGCCACUAAUCACAUGGCCUCUGUUUGCUGAGCAGAGAACGAAUGCGGUUUUAUUGAGUGAGGGGCUAAAAGUGGGAUUGAGGCCAAGAUUUCAUGAAAAUGGUAUUGUGGAAAGGGUAGAAAUUGCUGAGUUGAUCAAGAGUCUCAUGGAAGGGGAAGUAGGUGGGAAAUUGCGCAAUAAUAUGAAGGAAUUGAAAGAAGCUGCUAAUAGUGCACACAAAGAAGAUGGUUCUUCUACAAAGACUCUUUCUCAAUUAGCACUCAAAUGGAGAAAUUUGUCAGGCAUAGUGUGAAUUAUUGGCAUCAAGAAAACCUUACUAGAUGAGAUUUUCUGAUCUGGAAAGAGAUCAUCAUGAUAUUGCAUA